Molecule: messenger RNA, 873 nt
Organism: Toxotes jaculatrix (banded archerfish)
Lineage: Eukaryota; Metazoa; Chordata; Actinopteri; Toxotidae
Product: natural killer cells antigen CD94-like
Exons: 6
Coding region: 100-873 (257 amino acids)
Source: RefSeq, a predicted model, not a curated record
UGUACAUGUGUGACUAUCACAGUUGGUGAGCUGUGCACAUUCAUACUUCCCUUUCAGCCUUCAUGUAGGAUUACUGCUGAAACUUUUGCUUUGUCCAAGAUGAACACAAACACACAGCAGGGGACUGUUACCUUCAAAAAGCCAAAUGCUUCUUUAUCUGCAGAUAAGAAGUCUCCCUCCUUCACUCAGUCUGUUCCAACAAUAGCAGUGAGUUGGGUUGUACUGCUUGUAAUUGUGGGUCUUCAUAUCUACUUUACCUCUGUCAUUUCUGAAAACAACAACAAGCUGAAUGAAGAAAUCCUUAACCUGACAACACGAAACCAGGAGCUGGAGACACAAAACCAGGAGCUGGAGAAAGAGAGGAAUGACUUCAAAGAAGAAAUACAAAACAUUCAGACAGAGUGGAAUGAGCUCAACGUCACUCGAGCUCAGUGGAGCAUUGAUGCCUACUGCCCCAAAGAAAAUAACAUAAGACAGUGUAAAGCUUGUCAGAAGGGAUGGCUGGAAGAACAGUCCAGCUGCUAUGCCAUUAAUGACCCUCCAUCUGCAGGUCAGAGAAACUGGGAAGGAGCUCUAGAAGACUGCAGAGGAAAGAUUUCAGAUUUGGCUGUUGUAGAUAAUGAACAGGAGAAGAAAUACAUCAGUGAUAACAGUUGGGGCAGUUCAGGAGACAGUGGAUACUGGAUCGGCCUGAGAGCUGAAGAUGGGAGAUGGAAGUGGGUGGAUGGACGUAAUCUGACUGAAAGCUCCUGGAUACAACAACCUGCCAACAACGGUCAAUGUGUAAUUUCAGUCUAUAACGAAGGAUGGAAAUCAGUGAGCUGUAGUGACAGAAACCGAUGGAUCUGUGAAAAGGCAGCUUUAUCUGUUUAA